Molecule: messenger RNA, 465 nt
Organism: Rotaria sp. Silwood1
Lineage: Eukaryota; Metazoa; Rotifera; Eurotatoria; Philodinida; Philodinidae
Source: the annotation of a GenBank genome assembly
AUGACUUUUAUUCAACGUCUUACAAUUAAUUUUCGUGAGAUACAAAAGAAUCCGCCUCCAUUAUGUUAUGCAGAACCUGAAGAUCCCAGUAAAAACAUGUUCCAUUGGAUUGGUUGGAUUGAUGGACCAAAUGAUACACCAUAUGCCGGUGGCCAGUUUCGCUUGACAAUCGACUUUCCGCCCGAGUUUCCAUUCAAACCGCCUACGAUUCGUUUUAUUACACCAAUUUUUCAUCCAAAUAUUAGUACAAAAGGUGAGAUUUGUUUGGAUAUACUUCAUUCACAAUGGUCUCCUGCGUUAACUGUACGUGCUCUUUUGAUAUCGUUAUGUUCGAUGUUGACAGAUCCAAAUCCUGAGCAUGGACUCAACAGAGAUGCACUGAAACUCUAUCGAGCAGAUCAGAAAAUUUACAAUGAAACAGCGAGAGAGUGGACAGAGAAAUAUGCUAUGAAGAAUGGCAAUUAA